GUGAUCUGUGUUAUCCAUCGCAGUUAGCACAGAUCAGACAAAUAGCGGCUAGCAUCUCAUUUUAGUUUGUGAAUUAGUAUUUUUUCAAUAAACUUUCAUAAAGCUUUUUAAAAAUUAUACAGUUAUUCUCUAGUUUAUUCGAACUAUAAUUGAAUACCUCAUCAAAAUUUGUAAUUUUUAGCCUAGCUACAAAUGUCUACUGAUUUUUAUAUAAGAUACUACGUGGGACAUAAAGGGAAAUUUGGUCAUGAAUUUCUUGAAUUUGAGUUCCGUCCCGAUGGAAAGUUGCGGUAUGCUAAUAAUUCUAACUAUAAAAAUGACACAAUGAUUCGAAAAGAAGCUUAUGCACAUCCCUGUGUCAUGGAAGAGUUAAAAAGAAUUAUAAUGGAUUCAGAAAUUAUGCAUGAAGAUGACCGUCUGUGGCCACAGCCGGACCGUGUUGGGAGACAAGAAUUGGAAAUAGUAAUUGGUGAAGAACAUAUUUCCUUCACAACUUCAAAGACUGGAUCAUUGGUGGAUGUAAACCAGUCCCGUGAUCCUGAGGGACUCCGCUGUUUUUACUAUUUAGUUCAGGAUCUUAAAUGUCUUGUGUUCUCUUUAAUUGGUCUUCACUUUAAGAUUAAGCCUAUAUAAUGUACUAAGUAAAUAAUAAAGUUUGAUA
This is a messenger RNA of Achroia grisella, 661 nucleotides long. RefSeq names its product protein mago nashi (gene mago). The record is from RefSeq and is a predicted model, not a curated record. Gene Ontology annotation, cellular component: catalytic step 2 spliceosome; exon-exon junction complex; nucleus. Gene Ontology annotation, biological process: RNA splicing. The transcript has 2 exons. Bases 193 to 633 code for a protein of 146 amino acids. Lineage: Eukaryota; Metazoa; Arthropoda; Insecta; Lepidoptera; Pyralidae.